AUUGUGUGACGAAAAUACAACAAGUGCAAACAACAAUAAUAAUAAUAGCAGAAGCAGCAACAACAACGUAGCAACAACUCCUUUUCGAAAAGCGAGACAGCAACAACAACAGGAGUGCGUGUGACAGGGACAGAGAGAGACGGCGGUUGUUGUUGUUGUUGUCGUUAUUGUUGUUGCCCCACACUGAUAGCUAUGAUUAAUGAAGAAGAAUCCACCGCCGCAACAACAAAUCAAGUAUGACGGAGGAAAUAACCGGCGAUUGGAGCUAUUACGUGUAUAUAUCGCUGACGUUGGUUCCAGUCUAUUUGGCAUUUCGGCUCAUUAAGUCACUGGGCUGGCAGCUCUUCGUCAACAACUGAGCAAACAUCUGAAGCUGAAGCUGAAACUGAACUGAACUGAAGUUGCAGCCGUCAUCAGGAGGGAGACGAGAAAUCCGUCGAGGAAAAGUCGAACAGCCAAAGCCGAAGAGCGUGAUAUCAAUGUGUAUAUAUUUUGUAAAAAUGCAAUAAAUGGAAAGCUAAAGGACUAGAAAGCGGCAGAGGAGAGAGUGAUAAACAGGGGUCCCAGCAGCUGCCAGGACUGCCAGGAUUGCCAGAAUCGUGUUGUGCGAGCCGAGUUGUUGCUGCUGCUGGCUGGCCAGAAAGGAGUAAACAAAAGGCGAGGCGAUGCAAAGCAAUCAACGUCAUAAGCAGGAGCAGCAGCAGGACCAGCAACAGCAACAGAAACAGAAACACAGACCGGAACAGGACCACCACGACCACCGUGGACGGAGUUAUUGUGGUGGCACCGCCAAGCAGCCUCAGCCGCCGCCGCAGCUGCAUCAGUAUCCACUAUAGGGACACCAGCCAACCAGCCAAC
Messenger RNA from Drosophila takahashii, 858 nucleotides. RefSeq lists its product as uncharacterized. The record is from RefSeq and is a predicted model, not a curated record. Lineage: Eukaryota; Metazoa; Arthropoda; Insecta; Diptera; Drosophilidae.